This is a messenger RNA of Paramecium primaurelia, 1284 nucleotides long. The record is from the annotation of a GenBank genome assembly. NCBI's taxonomy places the organism in Eukaryota, Ciliophora, Oligohymenophorea, Peniculida, Parameciidae.
AUGUUCCAAUUUAUCAAAGACUCAUUUGAAUAAGUGGCUUCUAAAGUUAAAUAAUGUGGAGCUCCUUCCAAUUCAAUUAAAGUCAACUUAAGUCAAUUUGAAGAUCAUAAGUCAUCCUUUUAAACUGUCAUAUAUUAGAAGUAUUUGAAACAAAAGUUAAUAAAUUGAAUUAAGUAAGAAAUCAAAAGAUUAUCAAAAAAAUAGUUUGUUGGCAAAAAAGUGUUAGUCAUAGAUUAAUUUAUCGCAGAUAUGCUUAAUUUGGUUAUUGAAUCAAUGUAGAUUUUGAAAGAAAAUGGUGUUGAUUAAAUUUAUUAUAUUGAUUCUGAUUAAUUAGAUGUAGAAACUAAUUAGAUUAUAUUUUUUGUUAAUCCUGAUAGAUAAUAUAUGAAAAGAAUAGUAAGAAUAAUCAGGAAUAAUUAACUUGCAAAUUUUAAUAAAAAAUAUCUACUAAUCUUUUGUCCUCGAUUAAAUAUUGUAUGCAAAGAUUAUUUAGAAAAAGAAGCAGUAUUAGGGGAUCUAAUCAUAUCUAAUUUUAAUUUUGAUUUAAUACCCUUAGCAAAUGAUUAGCUAUCAUUAGAAAUGAAUAAUUGUCUUAGACCAUUAUAUAUUGGAUAAGAUAUGUCAAUUUUAUAAACUGUAGCUGAAUCUAUAUAAAGAAUGGAACUAGUGCAUGGCAAAUUUAAGAAUAUAUAUGCUUAAGGAAAUUUCUCAAAAUUUGUCAUUGAUAUAUUAAAAUAAAAAAAACAAUAAGGUGAAUUGAUUGAGGAUGAACUUAGUUUUAAGGAAUCUAAAAUGCAUGCACUUUUGAUCAUUGACGGAAAGAUAGACUUUAUCACUCCUAUGCUUACUCCAUUUACAUAUGAGGCUUUGAUUAAUGAAGAGUUUUCUAUUAAAAUAAAAUUCCAUUAAUAUAGAUAUUAUUAAAAAUAAAACUGCUUUAAAAGAUAGACAAAACUUAAUGAUUCUUAUUACAAUAAAAUCAAAAUUAUGAAUAUUAAGUAAUGUCAAAGGAUUCUUGAAGAUAAGAGACAAAAUAACAAAUAGAUGAUUUAAUCUAUGAAAUAAUAAGAUAAUAAAAUGAAUAUGAGUGAUAUGAAUUAAUAUCUUACUAAAUUAAAAUUACUACCAAAAGAACAAAAUAUUAUUCUUCACCUUAAUAAUUUACACUAUUACAGAUCUUUUUAUAAGUUAACAUUUAAGUAAAUAGUUAGAAUCCAUUUUAUUUAAUAUGUGCGUUAAUUAAGUAGUUCAUGCAAUACUUUAAACUAAGUAAUUAUAAGUUGA